AUGCCUGGUCUCGUCAUGGACGAUGCCAGCGCGAGUGGUUCCAGACAAUGGGAAGAUUCACGCAAUAAUCAUCUCGAAAAUGGCGAGCUAAACCUAUCAAGUGCGACCCAACAAAAUGGGGAAACAGGGAGCUUCGGGAAGACGUCGCAGCUCGCAAAUGGGCCAAAGGACAUCGGCGCAUCCAACGCUCUAACGACUCGGGAAAAAGAACGGCCAGGCGCUGUUCCUGAUGCGACACAAUGGAAACAACCCCCGGAGCUUACGCAUAUUACCCAAGGGUUCUUCCCUUUCGCUGAACUAGUGAAUCGAGCCGUACAACAGUGCUGGAAUGACCUCUCGGAAAUGAUCACAGAAUUGGCAGAGAUCCAAGUGGCGUCACAGCCUCAGCAGCCAUCACAGAUAGCUCUUGCAACUGGCAAAGGCUCAGGAAACCAGACACCGGAUAACAUACACAAGAAGAUUCGGAUACUAGAAUUUGCCCAGGCCAAACGAACGGAAUUUAUCAAACUCCUAGUCUUGUCCCAAUGGAGCCGUCAAGCAGACGACGUCAGCAAGCUAAUUGACUUGCAAACCUUUAUUCGUGUGCGGCAUAUGUCCUAUCAAGCAGCCAAUCAACGAGUAGCAGAUAUGAAGAUGGAUUUAGUGAGGGCUCAGGUCGCAAACCCUGAUUUGAAGACGGCACUGGAGAUUCUGACCACAGCCCGUGCUUCUCACAUGUCAGAUCUUGGUUACAUACCUCCAAAGCCCCUAAGUGCAAGACGCCUCCUAAGAACAUUACAAAAGAUCAACCGAACCAUUAGCACCCGCCUGGUGACAUACGAUUCCAUUCCAUCCUCAUUCAACAAUUACCGAGUCCAUGACGGUCGUGUCACAUUUUCCGUCCCCAAGGAGUUUGAAGUUGACCUCUCAAUCGCCGAGGAAGACCCUCUCUCUCAGUUUUAUUUUAUUGAUAUUCGAUUUCUGUUCACGCCAUCUUCCCCUAUACCCAAAGGCCGAUUUUUCAACGAACUUGACUCACGACUCAAUAAUAUCUUAAAAGCGCAAGGUCUAACCGGCUGCUUCGACUUUUUACACAAUCUAGUUCUUGUGAACAAGAUCAACGUUCUUUUCAAGCAGGCGAUAGAUCUUUCCAGAGGCCAAUGGUCAGGCGCUUUACGUGUGGAGCUGUUGCAUCGUAUCUUGGUAAUACAGUAUUGGCCUGAGAAAACGUGGCCCGAGAAAAAUUGGCCCAAGAGUUGGAUAGAAAUAGGUGUUGAAAGCGGACGUCAACAUGGUCGACAGAUUCCUCACAUCGGCUUUCGUUGGAUGCGUGAAGGGAAGCAAGUCGACUCAUCAGAUGUCUUCUUCGACACUGAAACGCUUUCUAUUGAGUCUGUUCUGCGGAGUGUGGUUGCAAUACAUACCUCUCACUUGCUCCGCUCGGCUUACGAUCGUCUUCGAUCGGAGGCUUUGUUUGCGAGCGGCCAGCUUGCAAUCAAAGCCCAGUUGUCUACAACCGAACCAGGGAGCUGUCAUCUUCAUGUUCAACUAACGCCAUCUCGACAUCUCGAUGCGUCCUUGGAACCUGUUUCAGGCUCCACGUCCAUCCAUACCAAACCGUCUCUCUUAUCUCGCCUUGAAAAGGGGGGUGCUUCAGACGACCUCGCUACCCGUAUAUCUCGACUUCGUUGUAUUGCGGCCAUGGAAGAAAUCGAAUCUAAUACGAAGACGCUAGGAUGGGAGAGUGUCGAUCAUCGGAAAUUCAAGGUUGAUAUACAAGGUCUCUUUCCCAGGAAUAUCCUACGUGCUUCUUUCUUCCGCAACCGGCUCUGGAGCCCUUCAUGGAUCAUCGCGGCAACAACCAGUCUGAGCGGUGAUGAUUGGUGGAUACUCCAUCUCAAGCCACGAUCGUCUUCGGGUCCUGGUCUCCUCGAGCAAAACCGUCAGUCCGCAGGAGGAUUCUCGAUUCAGUCCACUCGUGUGUUGACGGGCGGCCGGAUGCUGUCUAAAGACCCUCAAAACUUCUUCCCGGAUCUCGAUUACUCGUUGACAGGAAUUCUUGUAAUGCAUUCAAAUGCAUUAUGGAUGACAGAGUCUGCGUUCCUGAAUUCUUUGCCAUCAGUGGAAAAUCUACAUCUUACAUCCAAUUUGAAGAUUCCGUGUCUCUACGUAAAUCUCGAUACUGAAAAUUUACCAGAAGCACUACGAAUUGGACCAUCAUCUGGCCCAAAGAGGAAGUCUUACGUCCAAAAAUCCAUCACGCUAUCAUAUCAUGGAUUUGAUCAGCGAGCGCGGAAAGCCAGUGUUGUGGCAUACGGUCGUUUUCACACGCCUUUGCGAAAAUUUGGUCUGAUAAUGUCGAAACUGGACGAUUGCGUUCUUGUCCGACAAAAAGGAAAAGCCUUUGCAAUUCGUUUCCUCGUUUCCCCUGGCCAACCUAUUAUUGUCGAUCUAUGCGAGCGAAUCCAACGGCUCAACAUUGCACUGUCGCUGCUGGAAACUCUGCGGCAGAACAAAAUUACUGUUCAAUCGAUAUCCUUAUCGCAGCUCUCCUUUGCAUACGGUCCACAGGAGGACCUUCGAGCACACAUCUCGAUUAAUAUGGAUAGGUCUGGUAGCGUACCUGAUCUCGAUGCUUCAACCCUUUGUUCACAAAGCCAAUCACUCUUCCGUUUGACUUUUGACAUAUCGUUUAAUAACCCAAAUCCGCACAACCGAAUCAGGCAACCUCUAGCGACAGUAAUGAACCAGAGUGGGCCUGGCGCUGGGGUCUUUUCUGUGCUUCAAAAUCUUAAACUUACGCUGCCAGUACUUCGCUCUCUAGACCGCCUUGUUGCUGAGCCUCUUCGUAACCAGGCCUUGAGGGUACAGAUAUCAGUUCGAAGUGCAAAGGAAUACCAAAUCCACUACUCUGGUUUGUCAUUCCGCUUUCUUUUAGCGGCUGGAUAUCGGCAUGAUCGUGUUGUGUGGACAUUAAAGAAUGUCGUAAAAUUACAAAACACCAGGCGCGAAAUAGAAGAAGCUGUGGCAGCAAAACUAAAGGAAAAAGUAUUCAAUGGAAAAGGAACCGGCUGGCAAGGUAUCGGAACUGGUGCUGUAGCAGAAGUGAAUGAAGUCGGCAACUUACUUUCCGAGCUUGAUUCUUGUUUUGCAGAUGUCUCGUUCACCGCACUUGUGGAAGAUCCGCGGGGUGCGCAUGCUGAACAGCAACAACAAACACUGAAAACAGGCGUAGGGAGCAUAGGAGGAGGAGGAGGAGGAGGAGGACUUGGGAUGCAACAAGGCCAAGGACCUCAAGUCUCUCGUAUCAACUUGCAUUCUUCGAGCAAGACGAGAGGUCAUGAUGUAAUUACGAUUGACUAA
Molecule: messenger RNA, 3342 nt
Organism: Talaromyces rugulosus
Lineage: Eukaryota; Fungi; Ascomycota; Eurotiomycetes; Eurotiales; Trichocomaceae
Exons: 2
Coding region: 1-3342 (1113 amino acids)
Biological process (GO): regulation of transcription by RNA polymerase II
Cellular component (GO): core mediator complex; mediator complex
Molecular function (GO): transcription coregulator activity
Source: RefSeq, a predicted model, not a curated record